CGCGUUCACAGAACAAUCUUGGUGUUUAUUUGCUGAGGGCUCGGGUUAGUUGUUCAGCUUAGUUAGCAUGAACACAUGGGAAUUUAUUACAAACUGUUUAAAAACAAAGCUCUGUAAAACCCAAACAAAACAACACCUCAACUAUGACGCUCACGCCUCUCGUUUACUGGGCUCAACGUCAUAAAGAUGUUUACCUGCGAGUGGAGUUGACGGACGCUAAGAAUAUUAAUAUCCAUGUUCGUGAAAACGUGCUGCUGUUUCAAGCCCAGGGUGUUGGUGCAAAAGGACAAAAUGAAUACGAGUUCAGAUUGGAGUUUUUUUCUUCAGUAAAGCCAGAGGUCAGCUACAGGUCCACACAACGGCUGGUAAAUAUCACUGUGGAGAAAGAGCAGCAUGGCUGGUGGGACAGACUGGUUGUACAGGAGCGUAAACCUGUCUUCCUGGCACCAGACUUUGACCGCUGGCUGGACGAGUCAGACGCUGAGAUGGAGAUCCGUGAAAAGGAGGAGAAAAGGAACAGGCUGAAGGCUUCAAGGCAUAAAGAGGAAGGUUUUGUCAGCCUGAAAACAGGAUUUCUGUUUGUAUAUAACCUGGUGCAGUUUCUUGGUUUUUCAUGGAUCUUUGUCAACAUGACUGUGCGACUCUUCAUCUUUGGCCAAGACUCUCUGUACGACACAUUUCACACUAUAUCGGAUAUGAUGUUCUUCUGCCAGAGCCUGGCAGUAGUGGAAGUCCUCAAUGCUGCUUUUGGCAUAGUCAGAACAGGUGUUGUCCCAACUCUUAUUCAGGUGGUUGGACGCAAUUUUAUCCUGUUUGUGAUUUUUGGUGGUGUCGAGGAAAUGCACAAUCGGCCAGUUGUGUUUUUUGUUUUCUAUCUGUGGAGUGCCAUUGAGAUUUUUAGGUAUCCAUUUUACAUGCUGGGUUGUUUUAAUACAGAGUGGAAAACCCUCACCUGGCUGCGUUACACAAUAUGGAUACCACUAUACCCAUUUGGUGUUGUAGCUGAAGCUGUUGCUGUCAUACAAUCCAUUCCUCACUUCUACAAGACUGAACUCUUGAGCAUUCCACUGCCCAAAGCCAUUGGCACCUCCAUCAACUUCUCUUACGUCCUGUAUCUUUACCUUGUUCUCCUGUUUCUAGGACUUUUGUUCAACUUUCGUCAUCUAUACAAGCAGAGAAAGCGUCGUUUCCGUACCAAGAAGAGGAAGGCGUAUUAAAUUCAGCUCCAGCAACAGGAUACACCUUUGCUGCCUGUACGUCUGAAAUUAUCCCAUAAAAUCUCUGAUGUUAUGAAGCAUUUUCCUCUCAUUGAUUGAUUAAAUUAGUAAAAAAAAAACCUGUAUUGUUAUACUUUGAUAGAAGGUAGGGUGGUGUGUGUGGGUGAUCUUGUUUUUUUAAUGGAGUGGUUUCUUGGUUUAAAAAUUGCAACAAGUGCUGGUCAUUUCAGUAACAGUAUUUUUGCAUGAGUGUAAAGGGAAACAACAUUUGACAAACGUAUUUGUUACUCCAUUUAUCUGAGCUGUCACACAAACCUCAGGGAAAAACUGUAUUAGUGGUGAUUUCUGAAAUAAAUUGUCCCCUUUUUAACGAUUA
Molecule: messenger RNA, 1593 nt
Organism: Solea solea (common sole)
Lineage: Eukaryota; Metazoa; Chordata; Actinopteri; Pleuronectiformes; Soleidae
Gene: hacd3
Product: 3-hydroxyacyl-CoA dehydratase 3
Exons: 11
Coding region: 144-1217 (357 amino acids)
Biological process (GO): fatty acid elongation; sphingolipid biosynthetic process; very long-chain fatty acid biosynthetic process
Cellular component (GO): endoplasmic reticulum membrane
Molecular function (GO): 3-hydroxyacyl-CoA dehydratase activity
Source: RefSeq, a predicted model, not a curated record